AUGGAAGGUUCAUCCGAAGGGUUAAGAAAAGCUGCAUGGACUGCUGUAGAAGAUAGUCUCUUGAGGCAAUGUAUUGAUAAGUAUGGAGAAGGCAAAUGGCACAAAGUUCCUUUAAGAGCUGGGCUAAACCGUAGCUGUAAGAGCUGUAGAGAAAGAUGGUUGAACUACUUGAAUCCCAAUAUCAAAAGAGGAGAAUUUGGUUCUGAUGAAGUUGAUCUUCUCCUUCGCCUUCAUAAGCUUCUAAGAAACAGGUGGUCUUUGAUUGCUGGUAGAUUACCUGGUCGAACCGCGAAUGAUGUCAAGAAUUACUGGAAAACUCAUCUUGGUAAGAAGCAAGAACCACGUUUUACCAGCAAAACGAGAAAGAGAGAUGUUGCUUGUUCAGCUGCCUCACAAGCUCAAGAGCUAAGCGUCACAAAGCAUCAAACUCAAUCAUACAAUGGCCGCAGCCAACUCAACGGGCAAACAGAAGUUGGCCUUUUCCAAGUAAGCAACAAUGAUGAGGAGCAAUCUCAACUUUUGAACAGUCAAAUAGAUGGAGAGAGCAUGUGGUGGAAGAGUUUGCUAGAACAGAACCAAGAGGCAUACACAGAUGGUCCAGUAGCUAUUACAGAUGACGAGGCAGAUAUUACUUCGAUGGAGUCAAUGUCUUCAUUGUUUGACGUUCAGAAACUUUGGAUUCUGUUUAAUGAGGGAGAUUGA
This is a messenger RNA of Capsella rubella, 702 nucleotides long. Its product is annotated as transcription factor MYB114. Lineage: Eukaryota; Viridiplantae; Streptophyta; Magnoliopsida; Brassicales; Brassicaceae. The transcript is spliced from 3 exons. The coding region runs from base 1 to 702 and encodes 233 amino acids. The record is from RefSeq and is a predicted model, not a curated record.